Messenger RNA from Trichomonas vaginalis G3, 714 nucleotides. RefSeq lists its product as uncharacterized. The coding region runs from base 1 to 714 and encodes 237 amino acids. The record is from RefSeq and is a predicted model, not a curated record. The transcript has a single exon. Lineage: Eukaryota; Parabasalia; Trichomonadida; Trichomonadidae.
AUGAGUCAAACAGUCGAUUUUGUGGUUAAUUUUAAGAAGGGAAAUUGUAUUAAUAUACGAAAUGAAUUAGCUGAUAAAGACGAAUUGCAAGGAAUUGGCGGAAUUGAAAAUCAUUCGUUAUUAAUCGAAAGAGUGCAAACAAAAAUAGGUAAAGUAAUUGAAGGAUACGAUAAUGGUGAUGGUUUUAUCGAUGAUACUGAUGCAGUAAAUGCAGCUACAGAAACUAAAAAUCUAGAGAUGGAAGCUUUUCGAAUUUCAUUAGCUCAAAAAGCAAAUACAGCAGCGCAGAGAUCUGAACAGGCUCGUUCUAAGUCAAAUGACUCGAAUGUUGACGCAAUUGCCGGAUCUUCGAUCGAAGCUUUAGAACCUUAUAUCGAAAAACUUAAUAAAAUCAUGUCACCACUCCAGGAAGACUUCCUACACAAAAUCUCUUCGAACAAGAAGAGUACUCCGAUCAAAAUUACAGAUGAAAUGCUUCAAGUCGUUGAUGACUGCGUUAAAGAGAAAGUUAAUAUUGAAUCUGCUACUGCUAAGAAUCCAACUAAGCGUAAGAUAGAACAAUGGCAAAAAGAAGCUAUUACUUACGUUUUUGAAAAAUGCUUCAAGGUUAACGAGUAUUCAUUAACUACAUUUAGAAAGUUCUCUAUGCAAUAUCAUAAAUUCAUUAAAGCUAGGGAUGGAGCUCCGGAUACAGGAAAUGCUCCUGAAGAAUAA